Messenger RNA from Triplophysa rosa, 4819 nucleotides. Its product is annotated as solute carrier family 22 member 7-like. Gene Ontology annotation, biological process: transmembrane transport. Gene Ontology annotation, cellular component: membrane. Bases 1407 to 2963 code for a protein of 518 amino acids. The transcript has 10 exons. The record is from RefSeq and is a predicted model, not a curated record. NCBI's taxonomy places the organism in Eukaryota, Metazoa, Chordata, Actinopteri, Cypriniformes, Nemacheilidae. Gene Ontology annotation, molecular function: transmembrane transporter activity.
GGAAAAGUUUUCUUACUAACAACUAACAUUUUUUAAAAGAGCAAAGAGGCUUGUUCAUUCUUUCAACUUAUACUGUGAUAAAAUGUACACAUUUAUAUGGAUCAGUACAGCUGAAAAAGGUUUUGGUUUUGUCAUAGUUUAUUUUAAGAAAAUAUUUGACAUUUGGAAUAAUGCAGACAAUGAAAGCAAACAUAAAUUUUAAAGAAUGAAAAGUAAAUUUAUUUUUUGAUAAUGUAAAAUAAAGUAAAUACUUAUCCAAAGAGUGACUAUUAUUUCAAGUUAAGUCAAGUCCAGCUUGUGUCUUCACAGCUGUGCACAGUGUUGAAACAGAGUGCCAUACCUCCUGUGGUCUAAUGCCUGCUAUGAGGUGAAUAGGGUAAAGGAAUGGACUUGAAGAGUUCACACUGCUACACAGUGUUCCCCGAUCAGAAUAAUCAUUUUCAUGCAGUACUUUAAAGUACGGUGGCGCAUUGCUGCCACAUACAUUUUAUCGUACAUUUUAUUUUUUCCACUCAAUUAUGUCAUAAUAAGGAGAUAAUAUGUCGUUAAAUGAAAUAUGUUGUUUUACCGGGAUAAUAUGUCGUUAAAACAAAAUAUUUUCUCAUUAAAAUGAAAUAAUAUGUCCUUUUAAUGGUAUAAUAUGCCAUUAAAACAAUAUAUUUUCUGCUCGACCUGAUUUUGCCAAGUGGUGGAUGUCCUCAGGGCAACAUAUUUUGUUGACCUAAGGACAACAUUUUUAUAAAUAAAACCUAAACCCACACCAAACCCCAACCCUAACCAUAACUUACCCCUAAAAUCAGAGGGAAAUGAUAAGUGAAAAACAAUGGUCUAGAACAGGAGACUUCAACUAAAAUUGCUUGAGGUCCAGUUAAUGAACCCUCCUUGCCAGCCGAGGUCCGAACAAUUAAAUACCUAAAAAUAUGAAUAAUGUUUUUUUAUAUCUAUACGAUGGCAUAACAAUGUCUGACAACAAUAUAAUGAAGGAAAAUGUGCAAAAUGCCCUAAUCUCUAAACCUGCACUGAACAUACAUUCAUUUCAACAUUAACAACUUUAAAAGAAAACUAAAGUGUUGUUUUCUGCUGAACUGAGAUUAACAAAUAGAAGCAUCAAGUUGUGACUGAUCAUCCUCUGAUAACAUUUCAGCUCUUCUUGUGGCUGUUGCAGCUGAAAGGGGGGUUUGUUUCAUAUUUUAUUUUAGUUCAUGUCUUUAUUUUCCUUCUAAAAGUGUUUCACAGAAGCCUCCAUGCACUCUUUUCCCAUCAGUAAAGGGCUUUUUAUGUUUUCCUAAAAUCCGCUGAAUUCUUAGUGAACAUUCAUAUGCUGGUUGUUUGCCGAUUAGAUCGCUCCUACUGGGCUUUGAGCUAAUAUAUUUUCCGUGUCCUUACCUCGGACUGCUGCGGUCAAUAUGAAGUUUGAAAGCAUUCUGGAAGAGGCAAACGGAUUCGGGCGAUACCAGAUCGCACUGGUCAUGCUGCUGGCCAUACCACGUGUCACACUCCCAUGUCAUUUCCUGUUUAACAACUUUAUCGCUGCCAUCCCGUCUCACCACUGUGACAUCAGUGGUCUGGAUGCUGAUGCGAUCUUGGGAAAUCUGAGUCAGGAGGAAAAACUGACUGUCAGUAUUCCUGCACAUGAAGAUGGAAGUCCUGCUUCCUGUCACAUGUUCUCUCAUCCUCAGUUCCACCUGCUGUCAAACUUAUCCAGUCUUCCAGAGUUUGUUCAGUGUCAGAAUGGAUGGGAGUAUGAUAACAGUACAUUUGGCAGGACUCUGGCCACACAGUUUGAUUUAGUUUGUGACAAGAAGGGGCUGGCCCAGGCAUCAGGAACCAUAUUUUUUGUGGGUGUCAUGAUCGGAGCUGUGUUCUUUGGCGUGAUCAGUGACAAGUAUGGUCGUAAGAAUGUGUUGCUGUUGUCCUACAUCUUAUCUAUAGUGUUCAGUGCUGCUAGCGCCGUCUCCAGUACCUUUAUCAUGUUUGCUACCUUACGCUUUCUAACUGGAUUUGCUCUGACGGGUAUCACCAACAUAUCAUAUGUGCUCAGUGUUGAGUGGGUGGACACUAAGCACCGUACAUUUGUUGGGGUGUUUGGCAGUCUUUCCUGGGUCGUAGGCAACAUGCUGCUGGCCGGCUUUGCCUAUCUGGUCACUGAUUGGAGGAUGCUGAUCAUUACUGUCUCUACUCCUCUUCUCCUCGCUGUGGCCACCUGGUGGUGGAUCCCUGAAUCAGCCCGAUGGCUCAUAGCCAAUAAUAAGCCAGACACAGCAUACAAGUAUCUGGAAAAAUGUGCUGUGUAUAAUAAGAAACAAGACUUCAUGUCGAAAAUCAAGCCAGAGACUCUAUUAAAUGUGGUGAAUGUAGAUAACCCGGACCACAGUUAUACCUAUUUAGACCUAUUUAAAACCCCACAUCUGAGGAGACUUGCACUGUUUACAGGCAUAGUGUGGUACGGUGUUUCGUCUACAUACUAUGGCAUCAGUUUGAACAUCACUGGCUUUGGGCUCGAUCCUUUUCUGACGCAUUUCAUUUACGCAGCCAUAGAGCUGCCUGCAAAAAUCCUUAUUUACUUCUGUCUCAACAAGGUUGGCCGUAGGCUCUGUCAGGCUGGGACACUGAUAUUAACAGGAUUUUGUAUACUCAUCAAUAUCAUCAUGCCUACAGAGUACUGGACGUUCCGGACUGUAAUCGCGGUGUUGGGUAAAGGGCUUUCAGAGGCUUCAUUUACGACCCUGUUCCUCUACACCACAGAGCUCUUUCCCACGGUCAUAAGGCAGAAUGGACUUGGCUACACCAGUUUCAUGGCUCGGCUGGCAGCCUCCAUUGCUCCUCUUAUCAUGCUCUUAGAAGAUGUCCCAGAGAUGAUUUUCUGUUCGUUGGCCAUCCUUUCUGGUGCCAUCGCUUGGCUUCUUCCUGAAACCAGUAACACAAGAUUGCCAGAAACCAUAGAAGAUAUUGAAGGCGAAUAGCUCUAACUUUUUGAAAAGACUGGGUUUCAUAAGAUUGAAAUGUGGAAAUUUGCCCAAGAGGAGAAAAACUGAUAACUGUGAAAUACAGUCUCAAAUAUCUUUUAUUUUUAAAUAUCUUUUAUUAUUUAUUUAUCCUUAACAAAUCUCAAAGAUGCUCAUCAGUGCAGGUUUAGAGAAAUUGUUCAUUAGGGCGCAUUUGUUUACACAAAAUGUAAUCAGCAAAGCUCCAUGCGGCAGUCAGGUCAGUCUGACUUCAGUACAACAACAUCAGAAAUUAGUAACUCUGUCUGAAUUUCAGACAAUUGAUCACAAAACCUUUGAGGAAACGGUACAGCUUUUUAAAGCGUCAACUUGCAGCCUUGACACACUUCCCACAUCCUUUUUCAAAAGAUUGUUUAACUGUUUGGAAGCAGAUCUCCUAAAAAUAGUAAAUACCUCACUGCUUUCAGGAACUUUCCCAGAGUCCCUAAAAACUGCAGUUGUCAAACCUCUACUAAAAAAGAGCAAUCUAGACAAAACCUUACUGUCUAACUACAGACCAAUAUCAAAUCUUCCUUUUAUAGGCAAUAUCAUUGAAAAGGUUGUCUUCAAUCAGCUGACCAAAUUCUUAAACUCAAAUGGCUACCUGGACAAUUAUCAGUCUGGUUUCCAUCAGCAUCACAGUACAGAGAAAUAAAGAUAAUAAAGUGCUCAUAAAGAUAAUAAAUGAUAUUCGAUUGAAUUCUGAUUCAGGCAAAAUAUCAGUUCUGGUAUUACUAGAUCUCAGUGCUGCCUUUGACAAGGUAGAUAACACCAUACUCCUACUACAGACCUAUUGACUCUUUUUGCCAGUGCAUUGAUGAAAUUAACAGCUGGAUGUGUCAAAACUUCCUUCAGUUAAAUAAAGACAAAACUGAAGUCAUUGUAUUUGGUAACAAGGAUGAAACUAACAAGGUAAACACAUACCUUGACUUAAGAGGUCUAAAGACACAAAGUAAGGUCAAAAAUCUUGGUGUCAUUUUAGAGUCUGACCUUAGUUUCAGCAGUCAUGUCAAAGCAAUAAGCAAAUCAGCGUACUACCAUCUCAGAAACAUAGCCAGAAUCAGAUGUUUCGUCUCAAACCAAGAUUUAGAGAAACUAGUUCAUGCUUUCAUCACCAGCAGGGUGGAUUACUGUAAUGGACUCCUUACAGGGCUUCCCAAAAAGACCAUCAGACAGCUGCAGCUCAUACAGAACGCUGCUGCCAGGAUUCUGACCAGAACCAAAAAAUCUGAGCAUAUCACUCCAAUCCUCAGGUCCUUACACUGGUUACCAGUUACUUUUAGAAUUAACUUCAAAGUAUUAUUAACUGUCUAUAAAACUCAAUGGUCUAGGACCUAAAUGCAUUUCAGAUAUGCUAAUUGAAUAUAAACCAAACAGACUUCUCAGAUCAUUGGAUCAAUUCAGUUAGAGAUAACAAGGGUUCACUCAAAACAAGGCGAGUCAGCGUUUAGCGAUUACGCCACCUGUAGCUGGAAUCGGCUUCCAGAAGACAUCAGAUGUUCACCAACAGUAGCUACUUUUAAAUCCAGAUUAAAAACACACUUGUUUAGCUGUGCAUUUACAACCUGAGCACUGUGCUGGUUUACAUCAACUGCACUAUUUCUAAUUUCUUUUUCUUUUGUUCUUAUUCUUUUUUUAUAUACACUCACUUUUUAAUCAAUUUUAUUGCUGUUUUAUUGUUUCUUAAAAUCUAAAGUUGUAAUUGUGAUCUUAAAUCAUUUGCAUUUUAAAGAUACGUCUUAUUUCUCUUUGUCAGUCAUUUUAUGUAAAGCACUUUGAAUUGCCCUUGUGUAUGAAAUGUGCUAUAUAAAUAAACUUGCCUUGCCUUGCCUAUA